Messenger RNA from Mycotypha africana, 1512 nucleotides. Its product is annotated as Peroxin-3. The record is from RefSeq and is a predicted model, not a curated record. The coding region runs from base 1 to 1512 and encodes 503 amino acids. Lineage: Eukaryota; Fungi; Mucoromycota; Mucoromycetes; Mucorales; Mycotyphaceae. The transcript is spliced from 5 exons. Gene Ontology annotation, cellular component: peroxisomal membrane. Gene Ontology annotation, biological process: protein import into peroxisome membrane. Gene Ontology annotation, molecular function: protein-macromolecule adaptor activity.
AUGAUCACCUCUGUCAAGGAUUACAUCAGACGUCACCGAAGAGGUAUAUUGACCACAGCAACUGUCGUUUGUGGAGGUUAUAUUGCUGGAAAGUAUGCCUCUCAAAAAAUAAGAGACUUACAAGAAAAAGCAAAUGCUGAAAGAGUAGCCAAAGAGAAUCUAAAACGACGAUUCCAACAGAAUCAAAACGACUGUGUAUUUACAGUUCUGUCUUUACUGCCCACAUUGCGUGAUCAAAUUUUCGAAGAAAUGAACAUUGAAAAGGACUGGAACAGAUUACAAGAAUCAAGAAAAUUGGAGAAAAUCGAACUAAAGUUGAGAAAAGAAAGAGAAGAGGCUGCUUUGAUGCAGCAAGAAAAAGACUUGGAGACUGGGGCAGAACAGCAACAACAACAGCAACUAGAUCACCAAAGCAAAAUCGAUGACAAUGAGGGAAAUGCAGAAGCGGAUAGCUCCAAUAGACCUAAGCAGGAGACUACUGCUUUGUCUACACCAACAGUAUCCUCUCCGGCACCGGGAUUAGAGUCUAGUGUGAGCAGUUUAUCCACAUCUUUCAAUGCAGAGGACGGUAAACCACUCCCAACCGGGAUUUUAGAGAGGCAUCAAAAGCAUGCCAUUCUGGAAAACAUCAAAACCAAGAGCUUCGUCCGUUCUUUCACAGUCAUUUAUUCUAUCACCUUACUUACUUUAUUAACGCAUAUUCAACUUAAUUUAUUGGGUCGAUUCACGUAUAUUUGGUCUGUUUCUGUUUUGAACAAAACCGAACCAACAAUUCGGCUGCAACGAGAUGGCAAAGAAGACAUGGAUGCAGGUUAUUUAGAUCCUGAAACAGAACGACUCUACUUGAGUCUUUGUUGGUGGCUAUUACAUCGUGGAUGGAAGAAAUGCGCUGAAAGAGUAGAAAAGGUCGUUGAAGAAGUUAUUUCCAGUAUACCAUUGAAGAGUACCUUGAAUUAUUAUGAGGCAGAGGAACUAUUGAUCAAAUUGCGUAAAGGUGUCGAACUAGAAAAUAGUCAGCCUUUCAAUUACCGUACGUGGAUGUUACCUGAUACCUUAGAAGAAGAAGCCGUAUUCAAAGAGGGAGCUGGAUUCAGUAAUAAUGCUGAAAAUGAUGUCAAUAAUGGAAGCGGUAAACAGCCUACUAUCACAUUUAGAAGAUUGAUUGAUGAAACAAAAGACUUCAUUGAUAGCCCUGAUUUCACACAAGUUGCAACAGCUUGUUUCGAUGAAGUAUUUGCGAUCUUUGAUCAUCAUGCAUUUGCUUUGACGUUGACACCUAAUUUGACUGAGCCUAUUGAGUCUAGCAUAAGAGAAUUGACACCCAAUGAAGCCUUGAAUUUGGAAAGGCAGAGUGAAAAAAGACUAACAUUAGCAAACUUAUUACCUACCAUUGGUAGACAAGCACACUCGGCUAUUUCAGGAAAUGAGUAUCUUAAUGCUUUUGCUUAUAUCAAAGAACUGCAGGCUUUUUCUGCAUUUGUUUAUACACAAUAUAAUACAGAGUCUCUUUGA